Carica papaya (papaya) is the source of this 2156-nucleotide messenger RNA. Its product is annotated as heat shock protein, putative (DUF789). The record is from RefSeq and is a predicted model, not a curated record. NCBI's taxonomy places the organism in Eukaryota, Viridiplantae, Streptophyta, Magnoliopsida, Brassicales, Caricaceae.
AGGGAUAGACACGUAACCAAACACCCCCCUUCCUCUUUUCGCCACAUCCCUGUAUCAAAAUCAUUACUAGUACUGGACACACCUUCACGUAUAGAUAUAUAUAUGUGUGUGUGUGUGUGGGUGUACGCAUGGAUAUUAUAUGUGUGUGAUUUUGCGAUCCUGGUUUUCGUAAAAAUCCACUAAAACCCUAGACACUCAUACUUCGUGACCCAGAAACAAACCCAUUCGCAUUCGCCUUCCUGUUCCUCAGGUUAACUGAACGACGAUACUGCUGUUAUCGGCCACCGAUUUGCUUCCAGCGACGGUGAAAAUGUCGGGUUCCGGUGGGGUUUCGAUCGCGCGAGGAAUCCGCGGGGAGAACCGAUUCUACAAUCCGCCGCCGAUGCGGAGACUGCAGCAGGAGAAGCAAUUGCAACAGGAGAGAGAGAAGCAGUUGCAGCAGGAGAAACAUUUGCAGCCCGAUAAACUCAAACCCGAUAAGCAACAAGCGAGGUUACCCAAGGUGCUGACUUCUUCUUCUUCCAAGAACAACAAGAAGAGGGUAGAGUCGGAUGAAUGUGGGUCGUCCGAUUGCUCCGUCUCUAGUCGGACCUCCGCCGAUUCGUCCAAUUUGGAUCGGUUCUUGGAGUUCACAACUCCUGUUGUCUCCGCCCAGUAUUUGCCCAAGGCGAGUAUGAAGGGAUGGAGGACUCGUGAACCAGAUUGCCACCCGUUCUUUGUGCUUGGGGAACUAUGGGAGUCAUUCAAGGAAUGGAGUGCGUAUGGAGCUGGCGUUCCUCUUGUCUUGAAUGGUAGUGAUUCUGUCGUUCAGUAUUAUGUGCCUUAUUUGUCUGGCAUUCAGCUGUAUUUGGACCCAUCAAGGCCUGGACCAAGACAGAGAAGGCCUGGUGAAGAUAGUGAUGCUGAGUCAUCCAGGGAGACGAGUAGUGAUGGUAGCAGUGACCAUGGAAUUGAGAGAGGCACUAAUGUUCAAGGGACUUGGAGCCAGCAAAAAGUUGCAGAUGCAAAUAUUCAGAGCUUUAAUAGACUCGCCCUGAGAAACAAUUUCGUUGGCUCAUCAAGUGAUGAAAGUGAUACAUGUAAUCCUCUAGGUCAUCUUAUCUUUGAAUACUUGGAGCAUGAUCCCCCAUUUGGGCGUGAACCUUUGGCUGACAAGAUUUCAGUCCUUACUUCUAGAUUUCCAGAACUCAGGACAUACCGAAGCUGUGACCUAUCCCCUUCAAGUUGGAUUUCUGUUGCUUGGUACCCUAUAUAUAGGAUACCCAUGGGUCCCACAUUACAGAAUCUGGAUGCCUGCUUUCUCACCUUCCAUUCAUUGUCAACGCCCCAUCAAAGUACAGCCAGUGAGGGGUUGCACUCGCGUAGUUCUAGUGUUCGUGAGUCUAACAAUACCAACAUGUCCUUGAAGCUCCCGCUACCUACUUUUGGACUAGCAUACUAUAAGUUCAAAAUAUCGGUUUGGAAUGCUACUGGAGUUUAUGAAUGUCCGAAAGCCAGUUCUUUACUACAAGCAGCUGACAACUGGCUUAGACGUUUGCAAGUCGAUCAUCCUGAUUACAGAUUCUUUAUAUCUCACAACUCGGAGUGGAAGUGAAAAACCAUAUAUAACCCUUUUGGUAACUCAAAAUUUCCUUGCUUGCUUUCAAAAUUGCAAGGUUCUCGGGACUUAAUGAUUCUGAAGAGAAAAACUUACCUGCAGAUGCCACCUGAACUAUCCAGUUCGUUAUUUUUUUCGUUUAGUUUGUAUGGGGCAGGUAUUCUUACCAUUACUUGCGUUAUAAACAAUAGCCUCUCUGCAUUCUCUAUAGAGAUAAGACAUAUAUAAGUGCACAGGAAUAGUCAGUAUGUGGCUUUUUGUGAAAAUGAAGAUGCAAAAAAGAAAAAAAAGAAAAAAACUUUUAUAGGCAGGCAGGUGAAUGAUCAAUAGCUUUUAUUGUGGGUGUUGUGUUUUAGAAUAGACGAUGCAGGAAACAGACGAUGCCGGUGGCCAGAAAUAUCAGUCUCUAUGACUAUUUUUAAUAAGGUGUGAUAGAGGAUGAUGAUGAUGAUGAUGAUGAGCAGCACUGUAAUGGUCAUCUUGAGGGGAGAUGUCAUUGUGUACAGAGUUUUCUCUUUGCUUCAUGUAAAACACCCCUUAUACUAACAGUUUUCUGAAA